Messenger RNA from Populus euphratica (Euphrates poplar), 4020 nucleotides. RefSeq lists its product as uncharacterized. Lineage: Eukaryota; Viridiplantae; Streptophyta; Magnoliopsida; Malpighiales; Salicaceae. The record is from RefSeq and is a predicted model, not a curated record. The coding region runs from base 895 to 1974 and encodes 359 amino acids. The transcript is spliced from 6 exons.
CUGUUUUAUGAAGUUGACAAACCAUUACUCCUGUCUUCAGUUUUGUCUUCUUCCCGUGCAGCAUUAUCAUCUCGAACAUGAUCUGUUGGCAUGGGCUUCAUGCUCGCUCGAGGAUUGGAAGACAAUUCAAGGUCCUUGAAUGGAUAAGUCCACGUGACAAAAUCGAUUGUUUGUGGUCACCAUUGAAGUUGUUUUUUCACGAGAAGCAUCCACCGUCGGCACUUGGCAGUGUGCUGAUACAACUCAAUGUCUUUAUGAAAUCCUUAUGGCAUUGAGUUCUCUCGAAUGGUGUUCCGGGGUAUGGAAGUGGUGAACUGGUGAUGAGAUGGCAUUUUUGCUCCUAUGCUUUACAUUUCCCUAGUUCGGUUUUGUGGAUAAUACUGAAGAAAAAAAGUUCUGGGUAGCAAGAUGAUCAAAAUAGGUGGGUCCCGCCAAUCAGCUAUGCUAGAUUUUUCAACAUGUUUAACGUCACAUUAACAGCUGAUAAAAAUAAAAGUUUGGGACUCGAUUGUUACUGAUACAAUACUUAGGGGCUAAAUUGAGAUUUCCCUUGUAAAUAUUGUCGAAUCCAACUCGAAGUUUCAGCACCGUCGAUUUCCGGGACCCACAAUCGAACGGUCCCCUUCCAUUAAGCGCCUGGCUAGUAGACUAGAGUUCAUUUAUUUAUUACUAUGUAUCCCCUCUAACGGUCACCAGCUAAAAACAAAUAGCUCCGCCAACGUUCACACACUCUCUGUCUCCUUCUCUGGCUCUCUGCAGUAACGGUUACAUUUCUUACACCCUCUCUCACAUCUGUCUCACAGUUUUUGGGGUCUUUAUUUCUCUCUCUACAAACCUUCUCUCUUCAUCUGAAAUCGUUUUGCUCCAUUUCUGGGUCUUACCGUUUUCUCUGCAAUGGAACCAGCAAAAAUAGAUUGGCAGAGAAUAGACUCUGUCUUUGUCGAAGAUAGAUUGUAUGAGAACAUGAAUGCACCCAAAUGGUUUGAUUUCUUUGCUCCUGAAGACUCCACUGAUGAUGAAGCCUGGUUUUGCAGACCUGAUUGUAACCAUCCAAAGACAGCUGAUGAUUUCUUUAAAACCACACCAAAUUCUAAGCUUUCAAGCUCAGGUGAUAAAGCUAGAAGUAGAACCCCUCUCGACGACAAGAAUCUAAGAGAUGCAAAAUUGAAGAGAAGGGGGCAAAGUCAGUCUUCAUUUACAUCAUGUGAUUAUAAAGCCAAAUUCAAUGAAGAUAGCGAAAAUCGGAAUCCAAAUUUAUCAACACCAUCAAAUUACCAGAAGUCUAUGAAACAAAUGAUCAAAUCAAGCAGUGAAAAGAACAGACCUAUUGAUGAUGUGCCACAAACCAGGGAAGAAUCAAGGCUAAAAAGCACGUUAUCGGCAAGGAAUUUGUUUGCAGGGAAAGAUAUAUUAGGCCAUAUUACUGAGUUUUGCAAUGAAUUGAAGAAGUUGGCAACGAGAGCGAGGGAAAAAGAGAGUUUAAAUGAGAAGGAGAGUCAAGUGGGGGAGAAAAAAGAUGGGGUAGUUGUGAAUGAGGGUUCUAGAGAGGUUUUGGGAGAGUUGAAUGUGAAGGAGAAAGAGAGAAAACCAUUGCUUAACAAUGAUAGAGAGAAACCCGAAGGACAUGAAAAGGGAAGCGCCAAGCAAGGCCGGAAGAAAAGAGUUAAUGAUACAGAGAACAUCCCAGUGCCUCUGAAUUUGGCAAAUGUGAAGAACAAAGGAGAGGAGCGCCUGCUGCAAAUUCGGACCAAUCCUCCUUCACCUCAAUGCUUUUCUGCCAACCGUGCACCCGCCAAAACUACCCCUUCGAAGGCUUCCAGGUCCAGGCUUACGGAAAGGGGAAUCCUUCAGGAACUGAAGAAGGAUAAGGAAACCACCGAGGACAGAAGUACUCCUUUCAUUUCUGUUGGAAAAGAAUCGAGAGCUUUGGAUGUUUUCUGGUUCCUGAAGCCCUGCACGACGCUCUCCAGCUGAAAUGUGGAAACACCCCCCCACCGGACCCCGGUUUUCCAAAAUUCAUUCUUUAAAAGAUUUUUUUAGUCCAGUUGAAACUGGUCAUUGCAUCUUGUUUCUUCUGGUAUUCAUACAUCCACACCUCCCAUUUUUUAAUUCUUGCUCUUUAAUUGAUUACCUGAUUCAUUUGAUGUCAAUAAGAGAAACUGUAAGGAAGCAAAUCCAAACUCAUUAUAGAAAAUAAAAUUUGUCUUUUUGAACUCGAAAGCUUGAGUGAUGCAAAUACACAACUGGCUCUUAUUUGGGGUUGUUGCUCUCCCUAGCCUAUGCUUAUAAUAAGAUGACUUAUUUGACAUUUCAUUAUCCACUGAGAAAGAAAGAAAGGCAUGCCAAGUUGAUUGAUGCUGGAAAAGGUGCAUUUUUAUAUAUGCAAACAAAGGAUGACUUCAAAUUGUUAUACGGCUGAACCAAGUUUACAAUCUUUUAGCCCCAGUCCUUAUUGGGUUAAACUCGAGCACCGAAUUUGCAGAAAACUUCACAUUUUGGAAUAGACGGGCACUGAUUUUUUUAUACCUUUUGAGGCAGCAUUCAUACGAUUUCGUAUGCAAUUAGAGUUUCUGAAGCAAAAGAUCAAUUGGGAAUCCCUUGUGUCAUCUUAAACCACCUCUCUGUGAAAAUCUUCGGUGCGAAGGUCUUCUCCGCUGGUAUCCAUCUUCCUUCUUGAACGUUAUCUAAAGCAUAGAUAUAUAGCAUUAAGGGUAGAUGCCAAACUUUGCCAUCCGAUUUCAGAAGCAUAUUGCCGCGUUUUUUGUCCUAACAAAAAGGAGCCCCGGGGGCGUCAAGAGCGUCAUCUCUUUGUUUUUUUUUUUGUUUUUGCUUCUGUUUUGGAUGGAUUAGGUUCCAUACUAACCAGUAGUCAUCCCCCCCUUAUUUAUCUUCAUCCUAACUCCUAUGGCGUAUUCAUUUGAUUUUUUCUUCUUCAUCUACCAAAAUCUCAUCGUUCUAUUAUCUCCCGUUCUCAUCUUCCAGGGAUAAAUAAAUAAAACAACUGUCCCAUUACUAUAUUAUUAUAACAGAAAAGAAGGCACCUAUCUAUCUUUAUCCCAAUCCUCAUUUUACAAUCCUUUAGUUAAUAAUGUUCUGGCAAAUGACCUUCCUUUCUCAGGGGAAAUGAACCCAAAACAAACCCAGAAUUCCGAAUUUCGCUUCAUCUUGAUUGAUCAACAAAGCAAACCCCAUCACCAAACCCUAGUUUUUACAUGGACAAGGAAUUACACAAAGAACAUCCUUUAUUUUAUUAUAUAACAUCUUUGCAGUUCUCAAACAUUUCUCUGUAAUACAUAAUCCCGCACAAAGUUAUAAACACGACCAGAGUAACAACAACGUAUUGCAAUCUAAAUCAGUUCUGAGACAAUAAAAAUAAACCAGAGAGAGAGAGAGAACGUACAUGAAGAACAUCCUCUUCUAAUCUAACCUAAAAUUGCAAAGCAAAAUAUCCAAGACCCUAGACCACACGUGCCUUGCACGUGGAUAGAGUCUGCCAGUGUAAACUCUCGACUCCCUCAACAGAUCUUCCAUGGUUUCCACAAAGAGAUUCAAGCUCCUCACAGGUGGAAUGUACAAAGUCAGAGGCACAGCAGAGAAAGCCACUGUAAAGAGAAGCUGCAACAUCAUGUAAUUAAGCCAAACCCACCAGAGAAGUUAUUUGUUAAAACCAAACUAUAAAGGGUCCUUGGUUAUCCAUACAAGAUAUCUGGAGUUCCAAAGACAAUCGGGAGAGAGUUUUUUGCCCCUUGUUUUUCUUGUAGAUCUUGCGCGAGUUUUGAAGGGGAAAGGGUUUGGAAGCUGCAGGUUUUAUAGAUUUGGUAAAACUCUUUCUUACCAAGGAAAGAGAGAUCAGACAGGCAGGAAGUUCCGGAACUCUGAAGAAGUUGAAGAUUGAUCUGUUCUCAUUACUACAAGAUAAGGACAAAAAAAACAAGAAACUUGAAGAUUAAAGAGAAGACUACAAGGGUAAUUACAGGACUAGUAGUGGGGUGUGGAUGGCUGACUAUUCACCAAUUAUUU